AUGCCUCAAGAAUUAUUUUUGGAUCCUCAAAUACGUUUUUGGGUAUUUUUACCGUUAUUAUUUUUGAAUUUCUUGGAAGGAAUAUUGAGUCAUUUUACUCUAAUAUUAAUUGGAUCUCCCAAAACUAUACAGUUGUCUCAAGUUGAAGAUAGUCAAGCGAUUGUAAGAGCGAAGUUAUUAAGACAAAAUGGACAUUUAUUAACGUAUAAAGCGUAUCAUAUGAGGCAUAGUUUCUUUAAUAAUCCAGUUAAUGGUUAUUUUGUCGAUGAAACUAAAAAUGAACCAGUGACAACAAUGCAUAAUUUAGUAAAAGAUCCAUCAUUUGUUAAUGAUAUGUUAAAAGGUAACAUAACAAAAAUCAUACCAAUGCUAAUUGGUGGCGGUUGGAUAAAUUGGAUGUUCUCUGGUUUUGUAACAACAAAGCUACCAUUUCCAUUAGCAUUACGCUUCAAACCAAUGCUACAACGAGGUAUUGAAUUAGAAGCAUUAAAUCCAUCAUGGGUAUCAUCAGCAUCAUGGUAUUUCUUAAAUGUAUUUGGUAUACGUAACAUAUAUUCAUUGUUUUUAACUGAAGAUGAAAUGUACUAUGAUGAAAUCAAUUAUAAUAAUGAGAUACUAAUGUCACCAAUGACACCAUCGGGUCGUCCAUUUAAAAUGGAAUGGGAAAAUACAACAAAAGAUGUUGCAUUGCUUCGACCAUCGGUCUCUUGUUUAAUUGAUGGUAUGAAUUUACGUUGCGAUAAGUAUCAACAAUUAAUUGGAUCGCCCGUAAGAAUUUUAAAACUAAUGCAUCGAGCCAUGUUUAAGUUUGAAGUUUCAAGGAUUGUUUUUCAUUAA
Messenger RNA from Chrysoperla carnea, 837 nucleotides. Its product is annotated as ER membrane protein complex subunit 3-like. Gene Ontology annotation, biological process: protein folding in endoplasmic reticulum. The record is from RefSeq and is a predicted model, not a curated record. The transcript has 3 exons. Gene Ontology annotation, cellular component: EMC complex; membrane. NCBI's taxonomy places the organism in Eukaryota, Metazoa, Arthropoda, Insecta, Neuroptera, Chrysopidae. The coding region runs from base 1 to 837 and encodes 278 amino acids.